AUGACGCUGACUGAGUUGAAAGCGUGUUGUGAUGAUCGAUUUACAGAAUGGAAAGUUUCUUCUCGUGCAAGUGAGAUUUCAACGAAUCCAGAAAUAUCUAGAAAUAUGACGCUGACAGAGUUAAAAAAGCCCUGUGAUGAUAGAUUUGUGUGCCUUGAGAACACAUACUGCUAUAAGGACUCCUACAACUAUCAAAUACUGGAUGAAUGCAUUGAAGAUGUCUUCCAGAAAGGACCAAUGUCUCUCUGUGUGAAGAAGUUGAGAGAAGUGGAUCCAACAAACCAUUUUCAGACCGACUUGUUCACCACCGACUGUAAAGUCAUUUAUAAAAACGGGAAGUGCUUCCUGCCGGAUGUUGAAAAGUAUUGUAAUCCCAAGUUUGCUCCGGUGUUCAAGCAGUAUAUAUCCCUCCGUUUGUACAACCUCGCUUGUGAUGGACGGCUACGAUAUCGAGUCGGAGGGAAUGGGCAGCAGAAUGUGUUGAAUCAGAAUUCCACUGAAUUUGAUUCAGCGAACAUAACCAGUGGAAGGGGAUAA
Messenger RNA from Caenorhabditis remanei, 537 nucleotides. RefSeq lists its product as uncharacterized. The record is from RefSeq and is a predicted model, not a curated record. Lineage: Eukaryota; Metazoa; Nematoda; Chromadorea; Rhabditida; Rhabditidae. Bases 1 to 537 code for a protein of 178 amino acids. The transcript has 5 exons.